AAAAAUUUAAUCACCAUCAGCAUUUUUUGUUUUUGAAAAUCAGUGUCAGGUUAAAAUAUCUAUUGAAAAUUGGAAUUCACAUUAGCAUAAGUUAUAUAAUUAGAAGACUGAAGUAUACCACAUAGAAGGUGUGGCUGAAGUAUGAUGCUCGCGCCCUGCUGCUUAGCCUCGCCUUAAUCAUUACGACUGUGGCGGCGGUGUGUUUGGGCGUGGCAGCAGGCUGGCCUGGCCGCCAGGGAGUAGUAGUGUGGUAACUGUGUAGUGGUGAGAGCGUAAGCCAGACCCUCCUCCCACCCGUCCUCUUGUGCUCCUCAACAUUUCACAGAGCAUCGGUGAAAUGGUGCUGAGGUAGCAAGAUACGAGGGUGGUAACUUGUACUUGUUAUCACCACCACUUCGAGACUAGUUCUUUUUCUUACUACAACUAUGACUUCCAUCCAACGAGGACCGGGACUCUAUGAGUUCCUCACUGAAGCUGAACUUCAACACUACUUCAACAAUUUCAAGAAUACUCUUAAGGUGCAAAAUGUAGGCCAAAUAAAAUUUGUAGCUGAUGAAGAUCUACAAGCCAUGGGAAUGUCACGUCCAGAAAUUCGCCGGCUUAAGAAGUACUUUCAUAAGUAUUGUCCACAGACUUAUCUGUCAAAGUUCAAAAAGAUUUUAUUAAUACGUAAAGAUGGCUUAGACUCUCCAGAAGUAGUAGUGCCAGAUGAUGCUGGAGACCGUCCUAGUGUUCGUGUUCCCAGUAAACACAUCAUUCCUGCUGAUGCCAUUGUCAUCAACAAAGAGUUGGGUGUUGGGGAGUUUGGUGUAGUCCAACAAGGGGUUUGGACCAAUGAAGAAGGAGAGAGAAUUCAGGUAGCCAUCAAAUGCCUAAGCAAAGAGAGGAUGCAGACACAGCCCAUGGAGUUCCUGAAGGAAGCCGCCAUCAUGCACACCAUAGACUCUGAGCAUAUUGUUCGACUCUAUGGUGUUGUACUUGAUACUAAUGCUCUUAUGUUGGUAACGGAACUGGCUCCUUUGCGAUCAUUGCUGGAAUGCAUCAAAGAGCCCUCUCUGAGAGUAAGCUUCCCAGUCACAUCACUCUGUCACUUUUCUAUUCAGAUCUGUGAUGGUAUGUCUUACCUUGAAGGCAAGAGACUUAUACACAGAGAUUUGGCAGCAAGAAACAUUUUGGUUUUCUCAAAAAACAAAAUAAAAAUAUCAGAUUUUGGACUAUCAAGAGCGUUAGGAGUGGGAAAAGAUUAUUACCAAACAAAUUUUAAUGUAAAUUUGAAACUCCCAAUAGCAUGGUGUGCUCCUGAGUGUAUUAACUACUUGAGAUUUACUUCUGCUUCGGAUGUUUGGGCAUUUGGUGUGACACUGUGGGAAAUGUUUAGUUAUGGAUUCCAACCAUGGGCUGCCCUUACUGGCCAGCAGAUUUUAGAAGCCAUUGAUGAGCCAAAUUUUCAGAGGUUAGAACAGCCAGAGGCAUGCCCUAAAGAAUAUUAUACCAUAAUGCUUAAAUGUUGGCAACAUGAUCCUGCAAAGAGGCCUAAGUUUGUUGACCUUAUGAAUAUUCUUCCAGAUUGUAAACCAGAGCAAGUUCAAGUAGUAAGAGAAUGUGAGGACCCACCUGCUACACCAGGGGGAAAAAGAGACAGACUUCAGUAUUGUGUAGGAGAUGUAAUCACAGUCUUGGAUAAGAGACCCAUGUCUGACAACCCAUCAGUCUGGAAAGGAGUGUUGAACACAGGCAAGACAGGACACUUCAACCCGGCCAAUACAGUUACUUACCUGGGCACUAAUAUACCCUCCAAUAAAUCAUCUUUCCAAAGAGGAGAUGGCAAGAACCCAUAUUCUUCACGGCGACGAUUGAGGCCAGAGAUGAUUUCAGGACCUCAGGGAGAUUUUAAGCACACUGGACAUGUAGGACUGGAUGGAGCAUAUUUUGGCGAUGUCUCCUUCCUCGGAGAUAAGGUCCAGGAUGGCAGAUUUGUUCAAAAAAAGCUUGAUAAGUACCAUCAGCUUCCCAAACAAAUAGUAACACCUUACAAGCCAUCAGAUGACCAUGAUCAGUCAACAUCAUUGACUAGGGCCAGUUCUGAUGUAUCAGAUCGAGCACCUCUUUUGAAAAAGGUUGGAGACAAAGGUCAAUCUGGGCCAGCAGCAGAGCACAACUGGUCUGACACAGCCAGUGAAGAUCAGCCAGACAGUCCCACACAGUCCCGCCAAGCAGAUCAUGAAUAUCAUGAAAUUUCAGAUGAAGAGGAACCUUUACCCAAGCCUUUCCGGAGUAGUUCUUUUGACCUGGGCCCAAGUUUGAUGGAUGAGGUUUUCAAGGCUUUGGGUGGCUCUGCUUCAUCCGGUCCAUCUUCUCUGGAACCCCCAUGUUCUCUCCCUCCUCUGACCCCUACUCAUCAGUCACAGGCUUUACUUGAAGAUAACGAAAGCCAUAAUGUAAAAAAUGAAAUUAAAGAAAUGGCUUCAAAAUUCAGCAACAAGGAUAGCUCAAAGAAAAAACAGGCCAUGGUGAAACCUAUCUCUGCAGCUGAUCAACGUACUUUGGAUUCGGCAAUAGCAAUGGCCAAUGAACUUGCUUCUAAAAGUAUGCUAGAACUGGACUGCAAUCAUGAGAGCUCAGCAGACUCUGAAGGAGCACCAGAUUCUCCCAUCACACCAUCAUCCCCGACUAAGCAUGGUGGAUCACGUUUCUCUUUCAAAUUCUCGUCCAAGGGUAGUCCAAAACCAGAGAGAAGGCACUUCAGUGCAGAAGCAGCUUCAAUACCUGAUAUUCAAUCAAGCAUAUCAGAAGAGGCCAAAGAAGUGUACAACUCACUGGUGGAACGGCCAGGAUUGGAUUGUGAGCCACCAGCUUACCGCAGUGAACCCCGCAGUGAACCUGAGCCACUAGUAAGUGAGCCAGAACCUGCGGAACACAACCCACUGCGAAUGUUACGUGCUGGUGUCACUGUUAGACCCAAGAUAAGGGGAAACAAGCACAAUUUUAGCUCAGGGUUCAGUACAAUUGAAAGAAGUCAUGGAAUGAGAGCUGGUGUUAAGGAAGGACUGACCACAGCACCUAACAAUAAUGCCAUCGAACUGACAACUCAUCAGACCUUACCCAAAGGUUUCAAGCAUAGCAAGGUUCCACCACCAGUAAAACCAAAGCCUUCCCCACUAGUUAUACCCAACUCUGCAUAUGGAGCUGCAAAUGAAUCAACUGGGGAGAGUAGCACUACUCCAGAUACCAUUAGCCCUGACGGAAACAAUCAAGAUGCCAUAAAUCUACUUCCAUUACCUCCCCGAGAUCGCACAAGAGCAGUUACUUCUCUUACUAAACCCAGACAUCAACGCAAGCACCCAUUAAUCAUUCCUGGGGGAGUGACUAACUCCUUGUUACGUGGUGGGGGUCAUGUCCCAGCUCUAGCAAGUGUGUCUGAUAAAGCAGAACACAGCAGCAAUCGUCUUGUCAUUCAGCACACACACAAUCCUCAGCUUGAGUCUCACAGUUCAACUUCUUCCACCACUGCAAGUGGAUCACCUGUUGUGGAUGGUCUGGUUAAUGAAGAGGGUACAAACUCACCCGGACCAAGAUUACCUCCAGCUAAACCUCCCAGAUUAUUCACAAGUCCGAGUGCCCUGGAUGACAGUUUUGAAAGUCAAGUGGCUAGCGAGAUGGAUGCUUUGGAUGACAUACAGGAAGAAGAUCAGAGUGUUUCGCCUUUAGGACCUUUACCUCCACCUUUUCCUAACCCCGAAUCAUUCACUAACACUUCUGACCAUCACAUAACUAUUAAUGGCUUUGGAGAGGGCCCAGGAGGGGGAAGUGGAUCAUUGUAUCAGUCUGGAGACCAUGUGUCCUGCGAGGACCUCCUGGACUUUGCUAUGGACCGACCCAACUCCAGACGAACUCAGGGACCAGCACGAGGCACCCAGUCUGAUGAGGUUCACAUAAUGCAAAAAGUUUUGAAAAAUGAGCAUGUGUCCCCCGAAGAAUGUGUUGUGGCACUGAAUGAAUGUGAGUGGGAUGUACAUCGUGCCCUUAAGCUAAUACGCCUUCAGCUGUUGCUUCCAGCUCACCGUGUACCAAUAGAAGCAGCUCGACACACACUAGCCUCUUUUUCAUGGGAUGUUAGUAAGGCGGCUUCCUACCUUAUGGCUACACGUGGGAUUAAUGAGGACACAGCACAAGUUUGACCUAUGAAAAAGAAUCUAUACAAGCAACAUAAAAAUAUUUAGUAAAUGCAAUAUGUAUUUUAUGGUAUAACUUAUUUGAUGUGUUACCAAACAUUAUUAGCAAGUAUUCAGGUUUUCUGCUGGUAAUAAGACAAUGUUACUCUUUUGGUCUUUAUAAAUAAAAUGUCUUUUGCUUAAAAAUCUUUAUUAGAUCAAUCUUCUUUAUAAACUGAGCAGAAGGGCUAGCCUGUACAGUAGACAUUGUUUUGCUGCGUGUCCUAAACUUGAUUACUAUACAGGUAUUUGAGUGGAAAAAGUAUUUUAUAUAGUACAGUACAGAAAUAAUCUUAAAGAAAAAAAAAAUAUCUGAAUCUAGGUCAAUUUUCAUUCAUACAAUUCUGUAUAUGCUUUAACUAUGAUAUUGCUGAAUUUUUCAGUGUAUGCCAGCUUGUUCCUAAGUUUUGUAAAUACAAUAUAUGCUUUACAUAUUCAACUACUGAUAUUUCUUACUACAGGCAUGAAAAAAGGAUGUAGAUUUCUUAAUUGUACUGUGUAUUAAGGACAAAUUAAUUGUAUUUUGGGGAUUACAUACAUAAAAUUUUAAAGUUUUGGUGACAUUUCAGAAUAUGCAACUUUCAUUCACACACUGUGGAUGAUGUGCAUAUUCUGUGAUAAGAAGUAGCUAGACAGUAUGUAUAUGCCAUGUUCUAUAUAUUAAGUGUAGAGAAAAUAGUUUUUAUUUAUUACUUUUCUAAAUUAUGUACAUAUUUAAACUGAGGAAAGAACGAUGGGAGGUGGACAUGUAACACUGCAUCAUGCGAACUUUGAACCUAAAUGAUAACCAUAAUAGUGUGUGAUGUAUUUAUAUAUUACACACUACAUACCUAUCUUUAGAAGGCAUUUUGAUCUUCAGUUUUCAUAAGCUUCGUGGAUAUACAAAAUUCAGCAUAGUAUAAGGAGCAUCUCAUUAGCUCAUUUUCUUUUUCCACUGAAUGAUGUAGCUGUGAGUCAAGUCCAGUACCAAGCAGCUUUCCAGUCUCAUUUUGUACUAUAUUUGUCUUCCAGUUGUAUUUUUUGAUGUGGGUGAGAAUUGGCGCGAGAUUACUAAUGAGCUUUAAACUUUUUUCUCAUUUUGCAACUUACUCAUUACAUUGUGUCAUAAUAUAGUACAUAUAUACUUACUGCAUUCAUGGGAGGCAAUCAAGUUUCAUCCAAGGAAUUUUAGGCCAGGUCCAAUUCCUUUGAUCAAGAUCCCCUCACCAGCGUCAAGGAACUUCCCUUGACGGGAGCACAGUAUAUACAUAGUCAUCUAAGGAAUCAAUAUUGUCAGUCGCAUCACUGCAUAUUUUCAUACUUUUGUAUUUUUAUAUAAUGUGAUCUGUUUAGAUACUGUAGUCCAAGUAUGUUUCAGAGUCUGAAAUGUCAUAUAUGGAAUCAUUCUGGACUUUAACUACAGCUACCAUCUGACUUACGACUGAGCUUGGUUCCGACCAUCCGGCCAUAAGUCGAACCUUACUACUGAAUAUCAACAUAACAUUGUUGUAAUGACUAUUUUAUUUUAGUAUUUCAUUUUUUACUUUACUUUUUAUGUUGUUAGGACAAACACUGUGUGCAACACAAACAGUUGUUUAUUUCCCAGAAAUUUGGCAUACAAAACACGGUCGUAAGUCGAGUGGUCAUAUGUCGAGCAGGUCGUAAGUCGAAUGGUAGGUGUAUUUCUUGGAGCUUAUUACACACAUUUCAGUUUUAUGCGAUUUACAAAGAUAUAUUGUAAUACGUACAUUGAGCCAGUGGCUAAGGUAUGGGGUUAUGUAACAUAAUUAGCAGUGCAAUAUUUGUAAGCCUGUGUAAUUUAAUAUACGAAGUAUAAACUUACAUUUUUA
This is a messenger RNA of Cherax quadricarinatus, 6040 nucleotides long. RefSeq names its product activated Cdc42 kinase-like (gene Ack-like). Gene Ontology annotation, molecular function: protein tyrosine kinase activity; protein binding; ATP binding. Gene Ontology annotation, biological process: protein phosphorylation. The record is from RefSeq and is a predicted model, not a curated record. Lineage: Eukaryota; Metazoa; Arthropoda; Malacostraca; Decapoda; Parastacidae.